Zasmidium cellare ATCC 36951 is the source of this 1860-nucleotide messenger RNA. RefSeq lists its product as uncharacterized. The record is from RefSeq and is a predicted model, not a curated record. Bases 1 to 1860 code for a protein of 619 amino acids. Gene Ontology annotation, cellular component: centrosome; kinetochore; kinesin complex. Gene Ontology annotation, molecular function: microtubule binding. Gene Ontology annotation, biological process: establishment of mitotic spindle orientation; chromosome segregation; cell migration. The transcript has a single exon. Lineage: Eukaryota; Fungi; Ascomycota; Dothideomycetes; Mycosphaerellales; Mycosphaerellaceae.
AUGUCCUCGUCGCCGCUGCGGCCUGGCGCCGACCUCAAGGAGCAGCUGGAUUGGUACAAGACCCAGUAUGCGCAGCUGGAGACCGAUCUCUCUGACUUCCAGGCGUCGAGUAAGGACCUGGAAGAGCAAUUGGAAAAGGAUGUAGAGACUGCGGAGAAGAACGAGCGCAAAUGGAAGGAACAGGUGGAGAAGUUGAAGUUCGAGGUGGAGGAAUGGAAGACCAAGCACAACAAGGCAAAGACCGAGUCAAACACUGCGCAAAAUGCCUUGCAGAAGGAGAUUACGACUAUGCGCGAAACGACGCGAUCGUUGCAGUUGCAGCUACGAGAUACGGAGGUCAUGAAUGAUGAUUACGAGAGACAGGCGAGGAAUACAGAAACGAGUUUGGAGGAUAUGGAGAGCAAGUAUAACGCUGCACUCGAGCGUGGUGUAUUGCUGGAGGAAACAAUACGCUCGGGAGAACAAGAGCGAGAAGAGCUGCGAAUAGAAACUCAGAGAUUGAGGGACGAGCUGGGAGACCUCAAGAUCGAGAACGAGAUAACACUGGAGAAGCUGCGGCUGGCGGAGGAUACAAUAGACAAUUUGAGAGGCGGCAAGCCAUCUCCAUUGCCGGUGGAUCAUCUGCGUGCGAGGAGUCCAGCGAGCGAGGCAAGCGGUAUUACACCUCUCUCGCCCACAGCCUCAACGCCUCCUCCAAAGUCUGACACGGCUUCAGAUGCGCCAACCCCGCCCUCGCCGCCACUUUCAGACGACCCAACGCAUGGCAAGAGGGAGCAGAAGACACCAGUGCCUGCGAUAAGGAGGAGAUCGCUCAUCCCAGACUCGGCAGCGACACCAAGACCACGUGGUCUGCCUGCCAAGCACUCGCGAGGUCCGUCAGUAGCGUCAACUGCUAGCACUGCCAUGUCAGAUAUCAACAGGUCGAUGAAGCCACCUACCAGCAGACCAAAGCCGGCCCGGCCCAGCAAUGCGCCGAGCAACCUGCCACGCUCCGACUCGCUCUAUCAGAUCCGUGGGUUGAUUGGUAGAAUGCAAAAGAUCGAAGAGCGUGUCCAGAAUGCCCGGUCAAAACUGCCAGCACCCGGUAGCACACCCAGGGGAUCACCUCGAGCAGGGUCCGCUCUAGGCGAGGCCAUCCCUUCGUCAGUCACGGUACGAAGGAGUAGUAAGCGGCCGACUGCCAGCAGAACCUCUUCCAUGGCCGACGACACGUCCAUCAUCGAAGAAGACCCAUCGAGUGGUGCGACCCAACGACGUGAAAGCCACAUCAAGCGGCUGUCAUUUGGGAUCCCUCGCCCUGCAUCCCAGGCGACACACAGAUCAGAUAUUCCGGAUCGACCUCCGUCUGCAAUGGAUCGACCACCGUCAAUGGCAGCGAGCCGGCCCAGCAGCCGCGCGAGUGUGGCGUCUCAACCUAAUCGACCGCCCAGUAGGUCGGGCGCACGGACUGAACUCGGACAUUACUCAGGAACCACAUCGUCAACGUCCGCUGGUACUCACCAUAUUCCUGGACGGCCCAGAUCCAGCCUCGGUGGGAGCUACGCCACGCAUGGCCACCGACCCAGUUCGAGUUUGACAGACGUACGGAGGAGAGCAGCUGAAAGCGAAGACUCAGCCUUGACAGCGACGCCGAGCCGGCGAACAACGCUAGAAAAGAGCGGUAUUCGGGGCCCAUCAGCCUUACCUACACCUUCUGCGCUAAACAAGAGUCAGAACGGGGGAAUCCGACAAAUACCCCGACCCGGAGGUGUUAGGACGAGCAACAACUUCGCGCAAGUGAAAGAAGAGGGCGACGAUGCAGGUGAUAUGAAACCGCCACCUCGGCGGCGGCAGAUGAGCGAAGUAGGCGAGACGUAUUGA